This is a messenger RNA of Penicillium brevicompactum, 1356 nucleotides long. Its product is annotated as mitochondrial 37S ribosomal protein bS1m. Gene Ontology annotation, molecular function: structural constituent of ribosome. NCBI's taxonomy places the organism in Eukaryota, Fungi, Ascomycota, Eurotiomycetes, Eurotiales, Aspergillaceae. Gene Ontology annotation, cellular component: mitochondrial small ribosomal subunit. The transcript is spliced from 2 exons. The record is from RefSeq and is a predicted model, not a curated record. Gene Ontology annotation, biological process: mitochondrial translational initiation. The coding region runs from base 1 to 1356 and encodes 451 amino acids.
AUGGCGUCCGCCAGGUUGUCGCCAACGGCGAAUUUGCUGCGCAAGUCGCGUCUUUUCUCCCUUCCUCAAUCCCUCAAGGCUCCUGUGGACCCAGCAUCCUCGCGAGCCGUUUCCGUUAACGAGUCCGCAACUCUGCCUCACCCCAUUCGAGCCGCCAUCGCUACCCCAUCAUCAUCACUCGCCCGCGGCGAUUGGGGUCUGAAGCGCCCUCUCCCUGCUAAGUCGACUUCAGACAAAUCCUCCAAGCCGGUUGUUAGACUCCACGCUCUCGACACAUACGAACAUGUCACCGACUUUGAAUCCGCCGCGGAUCACACGAUGACCCUCGAGAAGUUCCAGGAGCUUAACAUGCCCAUUUCUCUACCCUACAAGGUGCACUACUCAGCGAAGAGUGUCCCCAAACACGACAGUCCGUUCGAAUUGGACUUCGAUAACACCGAGACCAGCGAGGGUGUCAAUGCCAAGCGGUUCAGACAGACAGGCCCUUGGCUUGCUGGACAAACGGAGUCCGAAUUCCUUACGUACUUGGACCAAGUAACUUCAAGGAAGCCUGAGCUGCUGCAGAAGCUUCGUACUCAAUAUACCGCCCAGCGGAACGCCGAGCUUCGGAAACAGGCCCAGGACAACGGAGAGGACAUCUCAACUGAAACCGUCACAACCACCGACGCGGAGUUCGACACCUAUAUCAAGACCUUGCGCAAAGAUCCAAACGCCCUCGGCCUCAUCAUCUUCGACCUGCUGGACCUUGUCCCAUCUCCUGCUCUCCCCGCCGAACGUGUCGGGCAAGAGUUUUUCCAAGCUCCUGUGUCCAACAUGGCCUCCUCAGACUAUGCCACCUCAGGCCCCCUAAAACCCACCCCUCUGCCGUUCGGACCGCAGGCCGAAGCGCGCCCCGUCGAGGCACGAAUCCUGCGUCCCAAGGGCAAGUUCAAGGGCAAGCCAGGCCGUGGUAUUGGAUCUGUUGGCGGUAUCGCCGUGGAUGACUUGAACUUCACCUCCUUCCGAGGCGCAGACCAUCCUCCUGGCCUCCUUCACUUUGAUGCAUCUCUUCCGGGUGGUGGUAAAUACUGGGCGCGCCCCAUCCGCGCUCACGUCGAUUCCCAAGGUCGCAUUCGCAUAGCAUCCUACCGCGCCUCACCCGAGGAGAUGAUUCCUUACGGACUUAAAGAGUUCAAGAAGGAGAGCACCCUGACUAUCUCUGACGUUACCGAAGACAAUGCCAUGUCAGUUCCGCGGUUGGACAAGACAUCUCUGAGCCAACCCCGGUUCACGUCUUCCUCGUUGCGGCCGUCCAGUGCCCCGACUCAGGACAAAGAGGAUGUCGCCCGCAGCCUUCUUGACAAAAUCUCCAGGUGA